CCCGGACAGACCGGGGAAACCAAGCAUAACCAGAUCUCAUCUCAUCUCAUUCCCUUUAAGCUCAACAGGACACGACCCAUAAGAACUCCCCACUCUCUGUUUUCUCACAUGUUGCCCAAACCAGAACAAAAUGCAUUGCCUGAACUCGACAACACCUUCCAUUAGAUCUUUCCAUUCCCUUCCUUAAAGAUCAUUCCAAUCUCCUCGAAAAUGGGCUCCAACCAAUCGGCACAAGUAGUUGACGAAGAACAAGAGGAAAGCCAAGACGAGGAGGAAGAGGCAGAGGAAGAGGAAGACGAUGAAGAAGAGGAAGACAACAAUGAAGAGGGACCCAACAUGAGGGAACUCGAAAACAACCAUAUGGUGAAGAAAGUGCUCGAACAAGAGCCGGAAAUGUUGCCCUGUUACGCAUCAGCGUCCCCCCUGUCUCCACAGCUAUCUUCAUUGGGUACUCCUAGGAUGGGUCCUUCCAUCAAAGUGUGGGACCCAUAUAAUGUAUUAGCUCCACCUCCUCCGCUGCCUCCGCCGCCGGUUUUCUCACGGACUUUUUCUUUGGAUGGUGAUCGGAUGGUGAUUGAGGUUUAUUUGUUUAGCCAUGGAGAGUGUGAGUUGAAUCUGAGGCCCGAUAUUGUGGGUGGAAGAUGCGACGGAGCCGCCUUGACGUCUAAUGGGAAGCGGCAAGCGAGGGCAUUGGCUGUCUUCUUGAAUUCGCAAGGGGUCAGGUUUAAUGCCGUUUACUGCUCUCCGUUGGAUCGGGCUAGAUCGAUGGCUCUUUCCGUUUGUCAGGAGAUGAAUUUUGCGGAGGCACAGAUACAAUCCUCAGAUUCACUUAUGGAUCUGAAUAUGGGGCACUGGGAGGGGUGCCCUCGAUCAGAAAUAUAUACACCUGAAGUUUUGAGUCUAAUUGAAAGAUACCAGCCUGAUUUUUGUGCGCCUUCUGGAGAAUCUCUCAGGCAACUGGAAUUUCGAAUGGUUCAAUUCUUGAAUGGGACCGUCCUUGGACUUCCUGAAAAGUUGAGAUCUGAUUUUUCCUUACACCAAAAUGAGAGUCGAGGGUUUACACACCAUAACACCCAUGCUUUAACCAACUCAGUUCAUGAUAGAGAUGUGCCUUCUCUUCCACCACCCCACUGGGAUAUGCUUCAAAGGCAGCGACAUGGGCUAUCAAGGAAGAAGUCUGGUAAGAGCAGACUACAAUUUGUGUCGAAUAUUGGUGAACAUGAUGCUGAUGAUGAAAUGUCUCCUCGGGAAGCCAAUCAUCAGCAUGACCUUCAUGACUUAAAUGUCAGGAGUACAUCUUCCCCCUCCACCUCCCCCGUCUCCUCUUCUGUUGGUGUUUUUACUCAUUCCCUUCCUAUUAAGUGUCUCAUUACGGGCCUCCUCAACUGCAGCCCUGUAGUGUCACAUAAGAUCUGCAUAGAAGAUUCUUCUGUGACUGUAUUACAGCAUUCAUGGAAAACAGGCUGGCAGAUAAAACGGUUGAAUGAUACUGCACAUCUUAGGCUUCUUUAGUUCGAGUUUGAGACUUUGUAUUAUCCUACAGCAGAAUUUGUUGGCUAGAAAUAUGCCAUCACUAUGAUUCGUUCAUCCAAGUUGUAUUCUGCAACUCAUGCUCUCACUUGUGAUUCUUCCACACUUUGUUGUAGCAUUCAAAUUUCGAUAUAUUUAUUAUUUCACAAUUCAUCAAAUCCGAAGAAAGAAGAAUUUUUUUUCUUUUGGAAGUUGGAUCUUUGUAUUGGGUGAUUCUUUUGAUAUGUAGUGUUGAUGACAGAUGAUUUUAUAGAGUGAAUUUAUAAUGUAAUUCCUGUACUUGGGAUACCAUGAUGUUGUUUAUA
Molecule: messenger RNA, 1835 nt
Organism: Theobroma cacao (cacao)
Lineage: Eukaryota; Viridiplantae; Streptophyta; Magnoliopsida; Malvales; Malvaceae
Source: RefSeq, a predicted model, not a curated record